ACGUACACUUUAUCAAGCGUCUUCCCGCGCGGCAACCUCCCCAGUCUCUCGGCUCCUCAGCAGCAGCUGUCCUUUUGGCCGUUUUACUCCAGGACUUCCAGGACACAUUCACUGCCAUGUCUUCUGAAGAAGGGAAGCUCUUCGUGGGAGGGCUCAACUUCAACACUGAUGAGCAGGCUCUGGAAGACCACUUCAGCAGCUUUGGUCCCAUUGCUGAGGUGGUCGUUGUCAAGGACCGGGAGACUCAGCGAUCCCGGGGUUUUGGCUUCAUCACCUUCACCAACCCAGAGCAUGCUUCAGAUGCCAUGAGAGCCAUGAAUGGAGAGUCCCUAGAUGGUCGCCAGAUCCGUGUGGACCAUGCAGGCAAGUCUGCCCGAGGAACCAGAGGGGGUUCCUUUGGGGCCCAUGGACGUGGUCGUAGCUAUUCUAGAGGUGGUGGGGACCAGGGCUAUGGGAGUGGCAGGUAUGACAGUCGACCUGGAGGAUAUGGAUAUGGAUAUGGAAGGUCCAGAGACUAUGGUGGCAGAAGCCAGGGUGGUUAUGACCGCUACUCAGGAGGGAAUUACAGAGACAAUUAUGACAACUGAGAUGAGGCAUGCACACCUAAUGUAGAUACACAAGGAAUAAAACUUCUCAUCCAGGAUCAUUCUUCCAAAUGGCUGUAUUUUAAAGAUUUUUGGAGCUGCACUGAAACAUCUGUUUUGGUACAUCAACCUCUAUUUUUGAAUUGAGCUCCCAAGGUAGCUUGUUAAAAACCUUUUAGAAAGCUCCACUUGUAUUUUAAAAAGUUUUCUCCCGUUUAAAGACAAAUUCUAGGACAUUGUAGAGUCUGGGUAUUUUUUCUUUUAGUUUGGGCUCUCAGGAUUAUUGGUUCUGGCAAAAAAAAGGCCAGACUAUUUUUUUUUUUUUAUCUGCAUCUACAGACAUUUGAAAAAACAUGUACACAGGUUAGGAAGCAAUUUCUGAAUGUACCUAUACAAAAAUAGCAUCAACAACAUGAUUGCUUAGCUCUGUUUUUUUACUCAAGAUCAACACCCUGAUUAUAUAGAAGUUUCUUAAAAAUAUUUGUGAAUGUCAUUUUUUUUAAAUACUGGAAGAAAAAAUAUUCUGUUGUGUCUCAUGUAGUGUCUAGGAUGUCCUUCAAGGAGCUUAUUAAAAGUGAUACAUGGAAACAAUGAUA
This is a messenger RNA of Talpa occidentalis (Iberian mole), 1180 nucleotides long. It is a transcript of the gene RBM3, whose product is annotated as RNA binding motif protein 3. Gene Ontology annotation, molecular function: RNA binding; ribosomal large subunit binding. Gene Ontology annotation, biological process: positive regulation of mRNA splicing, via spliceosome; regulation of translation. NCBI's taxonomy places the organism in Eukaryota, Metazoa, Chordata, Mammalia, Eulipotyphla, Talpidae. Gene Ontology annotation, cellular component: spliceosomal complex. The transcript is spliced from 7 exons. The record is from RefSeq and is a predicted model, not a curated record. Bases 117 to 587 code for a protein of 156 amino acids.